This is a messenger RNA of Colletotrichum orchidophilum, 831 nucleotides long. RefSeq lists its product as uncharacterized. The record is from RefSeq and is a predicted model, not a curated record. The coding region runs from base 1 to 831 and encodes 276 amino acids. The transcript has 2 exons. NCBI's taxonomy places the organism in Eukaryota, Fungi, Ascomycota, Sordariomycetes, Glomerellales, Glomerellaceae.
AUGCCAGCGCAAAGUGAAGCUCUAGAGUCGGCAGAAGAUUGGACAGGCCUGACGUCAAGUCAAGAGCGGAGGAAACUUCAAAAUCGCCUCAACCAAAGAGCACGUCGUAGGAGAAUGAAGCAUGAGACGCUUCGUCAAUUACAAGGCGUGAUAAACGAAACCGUAGCAGAAGCCGAAUCAUCCAGUCAUCUGCAGAGCACGACGGGAGACGAAGGCUACGCGCUUCUUUCAUGCCCAAAGAGGAGGAACGAGUUGAUGAUCCUCGCACAAGAGGCACGACGGAAUGAUUCUCUAGGAACUCCCGCGCCCCGACAACUCAGCGCCCUCGUCACGCUAAACCUGCUGACUGCUCUCUGGCGCAACACACAAAUCCUGGGCUUCGACGUACACUCCAUCUGUGAGGAUGACUUUAUCUCUCCGUUCAACCUCCAAGGCCCGGAUCUCCCCUGCUACCCUCGUCAGGAACUGUCAUGGCCUCCAUAUUUGCGUCCGACGGAAGCGCAAAAGAAGAUUACGCACCAUCCUUUUCUUGACGUUUUCCCGUUUCCGUCGCUGAGAGAAGCCGGCAUCCGGGCCGAGGAGCUCGGUUUCUUUGACGAAGACGACUUUUGCGUCGAUAUAUUUCAUCUUGAUGACAAGAAGGACAGCGUAGAGCGACCACAAUUGAUAGUCUGGGGCGAGUCUUGGGAUCCCCGUGGCUGGAAAGUCAACGCCGCGUUCCUGCGGAAAUGGGGCUGGAUGGUGCGAGGUUGUCCAGAAUUACUCGAGGGCACGAAUUACUGGCGGCAAAGAAGGGGCGAGAAGAAAAUGAAUUUCAAUCUCAAUCGUUGA